Molecule: messenger RNA, 3408 nt
Organism: Betta splendens (Siamese fighting fish)
Lineage: Eukaryota; Metazoa; Chordata; Actinopteri; Anabantiformes; Osphronemidae
Product: hydroxycarboxylic acid receptor 2-like
Exons: 1
Coding region: 1397-2494 (365 amino acids)
Biological process (GO): G protein-coupled receptor signaling pathway
Cellular component (GO): membrane
Molecular function (GO): G protein-coupled receptor activity
Source: RefSeq, a predicted model, not a curated record
GCUUUUUCUUCUCAUACUACAAAUGUGUCAUUUAUUGGAUUAUUUCAUUGAAGUAAUUAUUAAAGACUCAAAAUGCAAAUUAUUAUUUUAGGUCAGAGCUGUAAUGCAUCUGCAAUAAAUGAGUCUCAAUCUGCCACAAGUUCUAAAAAAACCACCAAACCACAGUCACCUCCUUGGAUGUGUGAAAGCCUCUGCCUGCGUCCACGCACUACAGCUGUUUGCUUUAACCUCAUUCAAAGCUUACUGCUCCAGGCUGAUUUUAAUACAAGUAACACCAUUUGACGGGUUCUGUAUUGCUUAAAACAGGGAUCAUUAUUGGCACGUAACGAAUGGCCACAUCACGGAUGCUUAUCAGUGUACAGCGAUACGAGCCACACGGCUCCUAAGUGAUGCCAAACAAAAAAGGGAAGUUGGUUUGUUUCAAAAAUACCCACAAAAAAUGCUGCAACAACUCAUUCAAAACUACUGUGCUGUCUGGUAACGAGCAGCUGAUCUCAGACUGUCCUCAGGUCUGGCAGAGCAGCGCUGUGUGUGUGAGGACCGGGUCCCACGAGCUCAUUCACACGAGUCAUUAAAAGGUGCAAUGUGAGCAAGUCUCGUUUUAAGAAAUCGCCUCGUUUCAACACCACCACGAAGACAAAUGUUAGACACUCGCAGUGAGGUUACUGUAGAUGGAAAAGUCAGACUCUGGCUGUGUUGACGGAGCGCUGCCUUGACCUCCCUUGAUCUCCUGAAUUAAAUGUGAUCUAAGAAUUUUACCUCAGACUAAAAUCACAAUGAAUUUUUGCAUUUUUAAGAGCUCUCAAAAAAAACAAUUACCCGAUGGAAUAACUUCAAAAGAAAACAUGAACGACAACUAAAACUACACACCAUCAUAUCAAUGUGCUAAUACUAGUGUUUGCUUUCAGUUUGGAGAAGCAGAUGCCAUCUCCAGAGUUAAACUCUCCUUUUUGCCAGUGUUAUUCAGCUAUAGAGUGAGAGCAGGCACCGCUCACUGUGAGCCAUGCCUUAGUUCAGUGGCUGUAGCUUUACAUGCUGAGCUCCUCCGUUUCCUCACCCGUCAUCCUUCCAUCCACUAAGCUGCCACCAUCGUACAGAACCUCACUGACUUUGUGUGUCUUUCUCCGGUUGUCGUAUGUUAAAGCAAUAUUUUCAAAUGACAUCCACUAGACAGCAGCAGAGCGUUGGUGCACAUUGUGUCACACAACAACAACAAAAUCAAAGGAGGAGGAUGUGACAAGUGAUAUUUGCAAAACUGUCAAUGACACGCACUCCAUUCAGUUAAUGAUUAUGCAAACCACUUCCUAAGGAUCACAUGUUGUGGAGUCACUUGUGCAGUUCAAAAUAUUAAAAUAUUAAUAUUUAAAAAUAUUAAAUGGAAUAAAAUGACUUGUUUAUGUGCAAAGCAGAACCCCAGGUUUCCUGCGAAGGUCAAAGCCACACCUCUUUAAAGAAAGCAGACGACACCGAGCGAGGUUGUUCCUCUCUGCUCUACGAGCUGCCAGACGGCGGCUGCCUCAGCAUGCGGUGUCAUUUCAACGGGACCCUGCUGGUGGACGUGCUCCCUCCGCUGCUGCUGACGGAGUUCAUCCUGGGCGUGGCGGGGAACGGCCUGGCCCUCUGGAUCUUCUGCUUCCACCUGAAGCCCUGGAAGAGCAGCACGGUGCUGCUGUCCAACCUGGCCGUGGCCGACUUUCUGCUCAACAUGGUGCUGCCUUUGCGCGCCACCUACUACAUGUCUGGGCUGAGGUGGGGGCUCGGAGGGGCCCUGUGCAACCUCUGCCUCUUCAUGCUGGCCAUGAACCGCAGCGGGAGCGCCUUCUUCCUCAUGGCCAUCGCCGUGGACAGGUACAUGCGCGUGGUGCACCCCCACCAUCCCAUCAACUCGCUGAGCGUCUCCAAGGCCGUGCUCGGAGCCCUGGGACUGUGGCUGCUCACCAUCGCCAUGACGGCUCAUAUCUUCAGUCUGCAGCAUCGCAACUCCACCUACUGCGAGAGCUUCGUGGUUCAGACGGCGACUCAAAGUAACCUGAGCUGGCACAAGUUUGAGUUUCUCUUUUCCUUCUACAUUCCUCUGUUUGUGAUCCUCUACUGCACCGUUCGCAUCGUCCGCCACCUGAGAGGGAGACAGCUGGCCCAGCACGCCAAGAUCAGAAGAGCUCUGUUCUUCAUCAUAGUAGUGGUGCUCCUCUUCAGCAUCUGCUUCCUCCCCAGCAACAUCACACAGCUGCUGAUCUGGAUAAAAACGUACACCAUGGACCAAAAGUCCGAUGUGGAAAUCUGUUCAGACAUGGAGAACCUGACCACAGCCUUUUUCAUCACCAUCAGCCUGACCUAUCUCAACAGCGUCCUGGAUCCUGUGAUCUACUACUUCUCCAGCCCUGCCUUCAAGAACAUCUGCAGGAAGGCUCUCCAUCUGCCCCAAGCAGACGCGACUGAGAGUGCAGAGAAGAAAACCAGAGAAACGGCUUCACAGUCGCUCAGCCAGCUGUGAUCAAAGCCAAAACACAACAAGUUAUUCAGCUCAGUCAGUAAAGCUGUGAUCUAUGUUUAAGUGCUAAAGCUAAAAUGAUUAUUUUUGCUUCUAAUUAUCAGAUAUAUACUAAAAGCUGGUUUGAGCUUUGAGCGAAUGUAGAUUUGUAGUAGUUUUACAGUAAAAACAUUAAAAUUACUUUAAGAAAAAUAAGAAAUAUGAUUGAUUGAUUGAUUGAUUGAUUGUUUAUCAUAAUGAAAAGCAAAGUUGUUUCCGAGGAUCUUUUUCUUUGGGCGACAGAACUCUAGGUUUUCGUUCAUACAAUGUUAUCAUAGUUAUCAAGAAAUAAAGCUUUUUCUUCUCAUACUACAAAUGUGUCAUUUAUUGGAUUAUUUCAUUGAAGUAAUUAUUAAAGACUCAAAAUGCAAAUUAUUAUUUUAGGUCAGAGCUGUAAUGCAUCUGCAAUAAAUGAGUCUCAAUCUGCCACAAGUUCUAAAAAAACCACCAAACCACAGUCACCUCCUUGGAUGUGUGAAAGCCUCUGCCUGCGUCCACGCACUACAGCUGUUUGCUUUAACCUCAUUCAAAGCUUACUGCUCCAGGCUGAUUUUAAUACAAGUAACACCAUUUGACGGGUUCUGUAUUGCUUAAAACAGGGAUCAUUAUUGGCACGUAACGAAUGGCCACAUCACGGAUGCUUAUCAGUGUACAGCGAUACGAGCCACACGGCUCCUAAGUGAUGCCAAACAAAAAAGGGAAGUUGGUUUGUUUCAAAAAUACCCACAAAAAAUGCUGCAACAACUCAUUCAAAACUACUGUGCUGUCUGGUAACGAGCAGCUGAUCUCAGACUGUCCUCAGGUCUGGCAGAGCAGCGCUGUGUGUGUGAGGACCGGGUCCCACGAGCUCAUUCACACGAGUCAUUAAAAGGUGCAAU